AUGUGCAUCAUCAGCGAACGGCGCCAAGAAGCGGAAGUCAAGCAGCCAGAGAACAAAAUGCAAUAUGAAGACGCGGGCUUCAAGCCAGCGGUUCAAGGCAAGAUGAUCGAAGCUCUUACCGGCGAACGCCCAAAUACCAGAGCCAUCCAGAACCACGCUGCUGCGCAUGGAAGGCGGAGAACGCCGUACGACGCUAACGAGCUGCUGCAAAGGGUGAAGGACGCGACUGCAGACGGAGGGAAGUACCUCCUCAAGAUGGGCACCGAGGGACGUAUGACGCACAUCUUUUGGAUGACGGCAUCGCAGGUGGCACUCUCGAUAAAGUACGGUCACGUUCGCCUGUACGACGACACCGCGGUGAAAAACAAGUACAGGCUACCGGUAGGCAUCGGCGCAGUGAUCGACGGGGAGUACUUCACGCGCGUCGCCUUUCAGAUGAUUUCGUCGGACACCCAAGCGGAGACGUUCGAGUGGAUGAUGGAGUCAUGGAUGGAAACGCGGGGAGGGGAGGGGCCGGACGUGUUCAUCCAAGACGCCGACGGUGCCUGUACUCUAGCAGCGAACAAGGUGUUCAAGGGGGCGAAGAAGCUGAGGUGCCUUUGGCGCUUGUGGAAGAACGUCAAGGAAAAGCUCGGCAGCAUCUUGGGCAAAGAUUUUGCUGCGAGCUUUCGCCAACGGCUUCCGGAAGAUGCGCGGCCGGUUGUCGGAGACCGGCAUGGAGGAAUCGUUCGAGGAGCUCUGCGUCAACUUCCCAAAGGCGGAGGUCUACUUGCGGAAACUGUACAACGAUCGUCACCGCUGGGCGGCGGCUUUCUUUGUGCUGACGUUCAGUGUUUCGUCGUUCACGUCCAGCCGAGUCGAAGGAUCAUGAAGAAAGUGUGCGGCGCGAUGACUUCUUUGCAAGGCGUCUUCGAGUUCUUCGAAGGAGCAAUCGAGAAGCAGGAAGAUCGGGCACUCCUUCGCGCCGCUCGGCUUGCCCUUCCUGCUGUGGCGAUGCCGGGCGUUGACGACGUGUGGUUCGGGCAGAGGUUCAUGGCGCCGAUCCGUUUCGGACUUGGGAUGUGGCCGUUGCGGUUCAUGACGAUAGAGAUGGAGGCCGCCGCCAUUUUUUGUGUUGGUGGUAAUGCAGUGCUUGAGGGGGGCGAGCGUUUGGAAGCACUAGGGAAACUAGAGUUCCUGGGCGAGUUGAUUGUGGGCGUCGAGACGGUCGCCGUAGUCAUGGAAAGCCGUGACGGCCGGGUUAUGCGGCAUUGGCUAACAGAGCAGGGCCUGAGGGAACUGGAGGCUUGGCCACCAGAGUGCAAGCCGCAGUGGAUGGUAGCGCUAGUCCACAGCGACGCGUCCAAAGACGACCAGGUACGCCCUCCCACGGUGGUGGUGGGUGACACUUGGCAAGCGAUCCCGGAGGAUGCCACCAUAGAGACUAGGCUGCAGAGGGUGGCGCAGACAGGGCAAAGUUGUCAGGACCGCCGGCUCCUUUACGUGGAAAUGUUGAAGAAGGCCACCGCGGCCGUGAGCUCUGGGGUCCAGCUUGUCCCCCCUGAUACUAUGCGUGCUAUCGUGCAGACUUUCGAAAGUAGCAUGAACGCCGCGGCGAUGAUUUCUUCGGGGCAGGGGGCUGUACUGGGCAACCCACAAGCUGUGCGCCAACCAGCUGUUAGAAGUGAAGCCCAACCACACUUGAACCUUCUUGAGCUUUCGACGGGUUCUGUUCAGGGAAGAUCAACUCGGAGCCAAGCGUGCACCUCGCCAAUCGACUCCGCUUGGUCGAAUUACCCACAAAGGAACUCACUGCAGGGUCUCCCGACCCCACCCCGACGAGAUACUGCUCUUUCCCUUUCCGUCUCCUGGACGGUGGCGGCUGCUGCCACCAUGCUGAGGCGCGAUGUCAAAAUUGCGGGAGAAGCGAGGGUCAUCAGGCACAGAUGGCGCACGCACCCCAGGGGCUAUCACCUGACCUCCACGCUGCUGAAGAAGGGCACUGAGACUGCGGCUACCAAGGCAAUAGGCUCUGUGGUGGAUAACCUCGAGGGCGUUGCACGUAUGGCCCGAGAGCAUGUUGAUGACCUCCAAGAACGGGCUACUAAACGUCGCAAGAAGAAACCGGAAGGAGCCGCCACCAGAUCUGCUGCCGCUGCUGCGGUGGCUGCUGCUGCUGCCGAACGAGGUCCAAGGUUAGGAGCCGAUGCACGUCUCGCUCGCUCGGAUCCGCUUGAGGCGCAUCUUUUCAGCGGACCGAGGAGAAGCCCACAACCCACAACGACUCCUCCACGACAACGGCAAACGGCUAUCGACGGGCACCGCGACGGGGUGAAGCAGAGCGUGUUAGAGGAUGAUGUGUUGAAGGAGGAGCUGAGGGAGUUGCUGCGUGUCGGAGAACUUGGAGAGGCAGCGGCGACGAAGGCUGCUGUCGAUGCGGAGAACACUCGCGCACUGGUCGCCUCUAUAGAGGCGCUGAAGCAACACUCCCACAGCAACAUCGGCCGCACUGCCUACAACACCGUCAUUGCCGCAGCUGCCGGAGCGCAGCACACGUGCGAUCCUGAUGACCCUUGCACCCCGGAUGAGCCGUGCGCACCUGCUGAGCCGCAUGGUGCCGUCAGCCUUACCGCGCGAGCACAGAGUCUCGGUGUGAGAGAUGCCACGUUCCGUGCAGCGCGUACCCGGAUGCACAGGACUGACCACACCAUACCUCCACAGGAAGCUUUGGAGAAGGGGAGAUACCUCUGGGCUCCUCGCAAGGAAAGGAGCGACAAGAUGGACGAACGUGUCAUGGGUUUGGCGAGGAGGUUCUGGCACUCAGACGAUAUUUCUCGUGCGUCGGGAGACUCCGGGACGAAAGCUAUGUGGAGGCCGUCCAAGAAGGCAGGGGAGGAGUAUCACCCCCGUAGGCAGCUCAUGGUCGCGGGGGACCAAGUAUGGCACAAGUUUCUGAAGUGGCCGGAGUACUUGGGGCUUAAGGCGGAGCUGCUGAGGGAAGACAACAGCUUCACGGACCCUGGGCGGACGCUGUUCCUCUCGACGCGGUGUGGGUGCUUAGUGGAACCCAAGGUAUCGCAGUGUGCAUGCCAGAUCCACACGCAGCAGGGGCUGUACCUGAAGGCCUUCGAGAUGUUGAUGCCUGCAAUACAUGCCAACUGUGACUGCACGUGCAAGUGGUGCGACGGGGGGAGUGGGUGUGGAAAGUGGAUGGCCAUGUGUAAAGAUCUGCACAGCUUUUCUGAGGCUUUGGCUUGCGAGAAGGUAGACUUUCUUGAGGAGGACCGAGGGGGUAGGUUUGAGCACUGGGGGAGGAAGCCCGCAUGCGUUGCGAUGGAAUGUUCCGAAUGCGGGUUUGGCAACCCAGGCGGCAUCCCCAUGAACUGCGAUGCCCUGGGGUCUAUGGCGGACAGAGUAGUCGGGUGGCUUCGGUUCGCGGAUCAAGUCAUGGAGGAUGGGAAAGUGCACAAGAAGCAGCAGCUACCCCAGGGCGGAAAACUGGGUGACCUGUGGCAGGAGUUUGUGGAGCACUCCAAGAAGUAUCUUCAUCACCAUGAGCUAGCAAAGUGGCAGCGCCAAGCCCACAACAUGUGCCUGGCGACGUUCUCCAAAGGCGAGCUGUUGGUGGAGACCGACUUUAUCGAGAAGUACAAGCACGAGGCUGGCGCUAUCUUGACGUGCGCUACUGCGCCCUCCACGACCAUGAUGGUGGCCCUAGUUCACCACAGUCCUGACGACAACGGCCGGCAUGAGACAGACGCAUGGGUUUUCGUAUCGAGUGAUCCCAAUCAUGACUUCGACUUCCACAUCUACGCCAUGGACAUCAUCCUUCAGUACUACAUCACGGGGGAUGGGCGGGCCGCUACUGCUGGAACCCCGACCCCGACGGUGCACAUCUUCACCGACGGGUGCGCCAAACAGUACAAGGGGAAGCGCAACUUUCAUGCCGUAGCCAAGAGCUUGCACAGGCUUGGUGCCAUCCUCAUCCACAACUUCGCGGUCACGUCGCACUUCAAAGGCGCCCACGAUGGCAUCGGAGGGUUGCUGAAGGCUCUACUGCGAGAAGCGGAGAAAAGGGGCCAGCGCAUCCACGACACCGAAGCCGCAGCCGACUUCCUCAAAGCCUACGCCGAGGCAAAGGAGGAUGGAGGAGGCCACUUUUCAACCUGGUCUCCCUACCGAAUCAGGAGGUUCCACAUCAAGCUUCUUGGACACCGAGAGAUCCCUCGCCCGUUUGUAGAUUUGACCGGCAUCUCUGGGAGUUCCAAGCUGUACCAGUUCAUGGGAGCGGAGGUCCAGGAGGAGGAAAGCUCGGGCGUGAGCGUAGAGGUGCAGAAAGAGAGCGGGGUUCCUCCCCUCGUAGGUGGCGAGAACGAGGUUGUAGUUAACCCGCUGAGAUGGCAGGCAGACGAAUCAAUCGUUCUGACGGUUCCGGCUGUCACGAAGCGAUACAAGCUGCGCGUUCGCCAGGCGUCGUGCUACUGCUCGAAGUGCAGUGUUGGAGCUUACGACGACUGCGUCCCGGCCAAAAAGUAUGAGGGGAUGGUCGGUAUGGUGAAGGAUGUGUCGGGCAAGCACAAGGUAACCCGGACGUCUUGUGGUGUAGGGGAUUGAGGGGUGUCCGUGUUGCACGUCAUGUGCUGAUUGACGCCUUUUUCUCUUCGAUGUUCUUCUGUUUUUUUGGGUAAUUUUGUUGCAGUAUUUGUACUUUUUUUGUUGCUGUGUGCUGUUUGUUGCAUGUUGCUGUAUUCACGUGCAGCAGCAGGUCGUCUCCCUUGCGGUUUGGGAUACCAAAAAAGGGUCUCCAGCAGGAGAAAACAAUAUUUGCAGGCGCUGGUGGCUAAUAUUUUCACGGUUUGUCGCCCAAAUAGGCUGUCUUUUUCCAUAUA
Messenger RNA from Ectocarpus sp. CCAP 1310/34, 4868 nucleotides. The record is from the annotation of a GenBank genome assembly. Lineage: Eukaryota; Phaeophyceae; Ectocarpales; Ectocarpaceae.